Messenger RNA from Orbicella faveolata, 1679 nucleotides. RefSeq lists its product as uncharacterized. NCBI's taxonomy places the organism in Eukaryota, Metazoa, Cnidaria, Anthozoa, Scleractinia, Merulinidae. The record is from RefSeq and is a predicted model, not a curated record.
AAAGUUUAAUAACUUAAUAACUUCUUUAGAUACUUGCUCAGCCUCUUUAAAAGAUGAAACGUGGAGGUUUUGUUUGCAUAACAAAAUAUCUUUGCGAUCGCACGUGACAAAGGAAAAUACCCGUUAUUUUCAUGGCUUGUUUGGUGGUAAUUGAUAUGCCUGCUUUAAUUAGCAGCCUGCAAGAUAAACAACAGAGGACAUUUCCUUUUUCUGCUGUAGCUUCCUUGUCUCGCAUCUCACGUAACUUGAGGAAAACUUGGCUUGCACUUCCUUCAGUAAUACAAGAAAAGAAAACUGAAGGAACUAAGAAAUAACCAAUAGAUCUCAUCUGUCAAUCAUUAGUUUUGGGCUGUACUGUAUGUUUACUCGAAGAACCUAUAAAAUGGAAACUCACUCAGGAAAUCUCAUAACUUCUCAAGCGCUGAAGCUUAAAGCAGUGUCGCUGUACGUUCGUCUGCUCGCUACCUGCUCAGUCACCCUACGACUGCGACCGAUAGAGUUUUGUCAUGAAGAUCUCCGCAAUUGUAGUUCUCGGCCUGGCGUAUUUAUGCCUUCUGCCCUUCACACAGGGAGAGGUUGCUCGCUAUCAAAUGGCACUUGAAGAGAACGGAACAAAAUUCAUAGAGAGAAUCGAAGUCGAUGAAGAACAAGACGUCGAAGUUUUCCGAGUUCCUGCUCACAACAACGUUGAAGGCGCUGAUUUUUACCAUGACUUUAAAAAGCGUCUCACUGUUACCAGGAUUCUGUCUCGAAAGGUCUGCUACAUCUCAAAAUUGGACUUAUCUAUCUCGCCACCAGCGCAACUGAAAGCGGAUCUCGAUCGGGUAUCUUCUUUGGCUGACGAUCCUCCUGUCGUAUCAGAGUCGAAUGCUGUGAUGAUACAUGGACAGGCUAACAGACUUCUUCUUACAAAGGAGAUCUUAGAAUUUUGCGAAGCUUUGCCCAUUUAUAACACUGAACACACCAAAAUCGACCCAACCAAUGGAAAUGAAACUGUCAUCUUCCGAAACAAUCGUCAGAAUGUUGAAUCAAACUUUCAAUUAUGCCUACAAGCACUUGGAAGAGAUCCUUUUGAAAAUGUAAUUAAAGGAGGUUGUAUUCGACCUGACGAGUACUGGGAUUUGCGGUGCAAGUUUGAACAAAGAUCCUUUUUAACUUUCAUUUAUUAUUAUGUUACAUGCCAUAAUCAGUUGGCCUCCGGAAGACUGCAAGAUAAUUGCAGAUCUAUCCGUAAAAGUUAUAAAAUUCCUACUUGUUGCGACUACAUAUGCGCAACUUAAAAUAUGAGAGUUAUUCAACAGCUUUUAACGAAUGUGUUUAACAGCUUUAUAUAACCGUUUAAAGGUUUUCUGUGUUGUUAAGUAGAAAUCUGGAAAAAGAGAAAGUGUCAUGAUAGAUGCGUUAUCGCGCAAAUUGUUUCUUAGGCUUUUUGAUGCAUUCGGCGUAAAAUAAAAUAAUUGAAAAUAAAAUAAAAUGAUCGUAUUUACCCGCCAUAAAACAAAACUUGUGCUAGUUCAAAGCGUAAAAUAAGUAAAGAGAGGCUUUUUAUUGCUUAGAACUGAUUAGUAUUACGAUAACCGAAAUUGAUUUGGUUCGUUUUAGACUAGGUAUAAAUAAAUGCUAUGUGUAUCUCGAUUUACUUUUUUAUGAAGUCAAAACAAAUAAACGUAUUUUGCUGA